Molecule: messenger RNA, 1293 nt
Organism: Telopea speciosissima
Lineage: Eukaryota; Viridiplantae; Streptophyta; Magnoliopsida; Proteales; Proteaceae
Product: ankyrin repeat-containing protein BDA1-like
Exons: 3
Coding region: 1-1293 (430 amino acids)
Molecular function (GO): protein binding
Source: RefSeq, a predicted model, not a curated record
AUGGCUCAGAAUCAGAUUGAAGAGGUUUACAACUCCUUGAUGGAAGCAGCUAAGAAUGGAAACAAAGAAAUGAUAGAGGAGUUAUAUAAACUGCUUGGGGAACACCCCUCUGUUCUUGACAAAGCUGAUACACAGUUCGGAGAGAAUCUGUUACAUGUCGCGGCGAAGCAUGGCAAUGCACUCUUAGCAGCUGAAAUUGCAAUCCUGAAUCCUUCUUUGACUAAAAGCCUGAACCAAGAAGGAUUGAGUCCUCUACACAUAGCUGCUAAAAAAGGACAUUUAGAUACUGUGAAGAAGCUCUUGAAAGUAGACAAGGAACUCUGCCUCUUCAAAGGCAGGGAGAUGAUGGUACCUCUUCACUGUGCAGCAAAAUCUGAUGUAAAUCUCAAUAAUAAAAAGGUUAUAGAGGAGCUCCUCUCUGCUUGCCCCAAAUGUAUCACAGCAUUAACUACCCAAAAUGAGACAGCUUUUCACAUUGCAGUAAAAAGUGGUAGUUCCCAAAACUUUGAAGCACUGGUGAAAUGGAUCAAGGGACAAAGGGGAGGCUACAACAUUCUAAGCUGGAAGGACCAGGAUGGCAACACCAUCUUACACCUUGCAGCUUCAGAAAGAAAACAUAAGAAUUUGAAGAUUGUAAAGCUGCUGCUUCGUAAGAAAGGCUAUUUUGUUAGAAAGGCUGUGAAGAUAAACACAAUGAACAACAAUGGACAGACAGCCUUGGAUGUCAUAAAUGGAUCAAAAUUACAACCAGAACAGGAUGAAGAGCUAGGCAGCAAAAAGGUGCAGGGAGAUGAAGAUAAAGAAAAGGAGGUCCCAAAUUUCCUGAGUUUCAAGGUAGAUAAAGACAUUUCAAGUGAAGUUCGAAACGCUUUGUUAGUGAUUUUAAUUCUGAUCGUGACGGUGACAUACACAACUGGAAUCAAUCCUCCAGGGGGACUUUGGCAAGAUGAUGGAAUCAGCAAUAGCUCACAGAAACAACACACUGCAGGAACAUCAAUUUGGUUUGAUAAGAACCCAGACUCUUUCCAACUACUAAUGCUUUGUAACUAUGCAGGGUUUCUUGUGUCUGUUGUCCUGAUUUUCAAUCUAACAGAAGGAUAUACUUUACGAGGUCCGAUUCUACUAGCUCUGCUCUUUAUGUUGAUUACCUAUGCAUUAUCGAUUCGACUCCUGUUUCUGAGUGAUGGUGCUCUCGCGGUGUUGAUCAAUGGAAUCAUAUUGAUUGUUCCAUUACCUGUGGCAUUAGUCCUUUUGGUUGCUACUGCAAAUUGGAUAUGGGACAUUAAGCCGUAG